AUGAAGUAUAUAUCUAGAGCUGAAGUACUGUUGACGAUAAGCCUUUUGCACUCGUCACGGUUUGUGCUUUGUCAUUCCAUAACUGAAAAUGUUGGUCCGGGUUACCACUGUAUGAACGUCACGAAGGCCUUCCAUCAACCUGUGGUAUCUGAUGCUACAGACCUGGAUCCUCACGAGCACUGUGUGCCCUGCUAUUUUCCCCAGAAUUGUCUGGACAAUAACACGUGCGCCAAGGGAACUUACGGUGUCACCUGUGAGAAAUGUGACCAUAGGGAUUCAAAAACAGAAUAUCAUCGAGUUGGGAACCACUGUGUGGCUUGUCUGUCUGGACCAUGGUCAGUUUUAACUUUUGGAGUGUUUGUCCUUCUCCUAUUUCUCGUCUCAUUGGUCAACGGGUUUACUGUGUCUGUUUUUACAAAGAUAAAGAUCGUGGUGAAUUUCUGCCAACUCCUGCUGCUGACAUUUAUGUUGAAGAUCACGUGGCCUGCUCUGAUCCCAGUGGCAAUGUCCUUGUUAACCUUUGCCUUCUCCAAUGCCGACUUCUUAGCGAUAAAUUGUCUGUUCCCGAAACUCUCAACAAAACUGUCAUAUUAUUUCACCUGGAUGUCGUCAUUUCUGCCUCCACUUAUCAGCAUUGUCUUAAUGGCGUUUGUGGACAAAAGUAUGGGACUCUGGCUGUCCCAGGAGAAAGACCGGAAACGGAAAGAGCGCAAAUGGAGACGCCGUUCGAUGUUACGAAGGGUUGCUUUUUAUUUAUUAGUCGCAACAUACCUUCCCGUGACGGUGUUCGCCGCCCAGAGUAUAAGCUGUUCCGACUCCGCCUAUACGGUGUUUGUAAUGGAUACUUCUAAAAACGUUUUUCUCCACGACCAGAGCUUGGACUGUAACACGUUUGAAAUGUCGACGCUCCAGUUCUUUGCUAUAAUUUCGAUGCUCUACUCUGUGGCUUUUCCUCUGGCCGUCAUUCUGUUUUCACUGGUACAGCGGAAGUGGUCCCUCCUAGAGAAUGAGCGCCUCCGACACGGGUUUGUAUAUGAAUCCUACAAGUCACGAUACUGUUUUUGGGAAGCCAUUCCCAUGUUCCGUAAAAUCUUCUGCAUCGCAAUGACAGAAACGAACGUUUUAAGCGUAUCUGUACAAGUUGUGAUUCAGAUGGUUAUGACUGGGGUCUACCUUUUAAGUCUCCUCGCCUUACGACCUUACAGCGAAUGUCGUUGGGAGAAAGAUGGUAUGAAUGUCAAUCUCUUCCUCGACGUGACGGCAAACCUUGUGGUUGGUAUUAUGCAGACUAUUGCCUUGCUGAAACACAAAGACAUGUACGUGCCGGAAGUGACGUAUGCAUUCCUGGCUGGUGUGGUAAUGGUCCUAGUGCUUGCGGUCGGUCUACUUCUUUUUAUACCCAAAGAGUUGAAGGUACCUGAGGCGAUACCUAUCCCAGGUGACACGAGUGACCAGGAGGAGGCGGGUCAGUCUGCAGGACAACACAGGUUCAAAAACAAAGUCGGGCCAGAACCCUCUACAGAAAAACACAUUGAACAGGCUAAACAAAAUCUGGAGUUUUAG
Ylistrum balloti is the source of this 1563-nucleotide messenger RNA. RefSeq lists its product as uncharacterized. The record is from RefSeq and is a predicted model, not a curated record. NCBI's taxonomy places the organism in Eukaryota, Metazoa, Mollusca, Bivalvia, Pectinida, Pectinidae. Bases 1 to 1563 code for a protein of 520 amino acids. The transcript is spliced from 14 exons.